GAGGCGCGGCUCAUGCCCCCAGUAUCCCGGUCCAGCUAGUCCGAGGACAUCCUGGGCUCUCGGAGGCGGCGACGCAGCUCCUCAGGGAGCCCACCAUCCCCGCGGAGCAGAUGUUCUUCUGGGGAUGGCCGUUCCCGUUCUCACUCCCGCGGCCAUGAGGGCCUCAGGCCUCCUUGGAGUGAAUCGGAGGUGGGCGCUCUUUACCCCUUUAGUCGCUCUGGGUCGCGAGAGCGGCCCCCAGGGUUCCGCAACUACGCCUACCCGUCCUGUUCGUCGACCUCGUAUAGCGGAUAUCGCCACCAUCACCGCUACUAUGCAGAAGAACGGCAGUGGGCGGAAGACUACGAGAAGGAGAAGGAAGAGAACUAUCGGCAGAGGAGGCUGAAGGAGAGAGAGAGGAUUGGGGAAUUGGGAGCGCCUGAGGUGUGGGGGCCGUCUCCAAAAUUCCCUGAGCCAGAUUCUGACGAACAUAACCCAGUUGGGGAUGAAGAAGAGGUAAUGAAUCAGAAAAGCAGCAGUUCAGAUUCCAAUUUGGAAGAACACAGGAAAGAGAAGACCAGUCGUUCAAGAAACAAGAAAACAAGAAAUAAAAAGUCGUCUAAAAGAAAACAUAGGAAGUAUUCUGUUAGUAACAGUAACUCAGACUCUGACACAAAUUCUAACUCUAAUGAUGAUAAGAAGAGAGUUAAAGCCAAGAAGAAAGAGAAGAAAAAGAAACACAAAACAAAAAAAUACAAGAAAAUGAAGAAUAAGAAGACCAAGAAAGAAUCCAGUGACUCAAGCUGUAAAGACUCAGAAGAGUUGUCAGAAGAUACCUGGAUGGAGCAGCCAAAUAUGGCAGAUACUAUGGAUUUAAUAGGGCCAGAAGCACCUAUAAUACAUACCUCUCAAGAUGAGAAACCUUUAAAUUAUGGCCAUGCUUUGCUCCCCGGUGAAGGUGCAGCUAUGGCUGAGUAUGUAAAAGCUGGAAAGCGAAUCCCACGAAGAGGUGAAAUUGGGUUGACAAGUGAAGAGAUCGCUUCUUUUGAAUGCUCAGGUUAUGUCAUGAGUGGCAGCAGGCAUCGCAGAAUGGAGGCUGUACGACUGCGUAAGGAGAACCAGAUCUACAGUGCUGAUGAGAAGAGAGCUCUUGCAUCCUUUAACCAAGAAGAGAGACGAAAGAGAGAAAAUAAGAUUUUAGCCAGUUUCCGAGAGAUGGUGUACAAAAAGACAAAAGGGAAAGAUGACAAGUAA
This is a messenger RNA of Piliocolobus tephrosceles (Ugandan red Colobus), 1233 nucleotides long. RefSeq names its product NFKB activating protein like (gene NKAPL). Gene Ontology annotation, molecular function: chromatin binding. The transcript has a single exon. Gene Ontology annotation, cellular component: nucleus. NCBI's taxonomy places the organism in Eukaryota, Metazoa, Chordata, Mammalia, Primates, Cercopithecidae. Gene Ontology annotation, biological process: regulation of gene expression. The record is from RefSeq and is a predicted model, not a curated record. The coding region runs from base 499 to 1233 and encodes 244 amino acids.